This is a messenger RNA of Funneliformis mosseae, 294 nucleotides long. Lineage: Eukaryota; Fungi; Glomeromycota; Glomeromycetes; Glomerales; Glomeraceae. The record is from the annotation of a GenBank genome assembly.
AUGGCGAGCUGGGAGUACCCUACUCAUAAAACAUUUCCCAUUGUUCCCCCGCUUGAAGAGGUGGAACAAAACGAUCGACCAGGUAUUAUGGAUGCACGAGAACAAAAGAUUCGAGAAGAUUGGGUUAAAUUGAUGGAACUUCGAUUACUUCGAGACCAAAUGAAAAGAUGUUAUAAGACUGAAGGCGUUAAUCAUUAUCAAAAUUGUAAAGAGUUGAGUGAAAAAUAUUUGAGUCUAUUGGAAGAGAGUAAAGUUAAAGGGUUUAGAAAACUAAAAAAUUCCAAGUCAUCAUAA